CAGCGACAACGCCAUGCGUUACGCCUCCAAUAGCGCCGUUAAAGCGGCAGCAGCGAGUAGCACUCGUCCAAAGUCCACCACAGCCGCCAACCUCGACCCUACCGCAGCCUAAAGGGAUAGCAACGCGGAUAUCCCGCAAUAUGUCAUUGGUACCGUAUGGCCCGGCUGAAUCGCGGCAAAUCGUCUUACGCCAUGGAUCUGCUGUUGUUGUCUACGACCAGCGCUCGAAGCAGCUCUCUCUGCGCUCUGCGCCUCACGCCUCUGGACUCGAGCUGGCCGACCCCGACUGUCCCUACUGCCAUCGACCCCUGCGCGAGCAGACGCGCCACCAAAGUGACGCCGGAGGAAACGAUGAAGAGCUACCGGAGACCGGGUUCGUGAACCCCGAAUACUUUCGUAUGCUGCAUCACAGCACGCCUACCUCGACGGCAUCUUCUCGCGAACCGUCGCCGCGCCGAAGACUCGACCAACGAACGCUGCGCCAUACUUCCGGCAGUUCAGAAUUGCACCCGCCCCCUGGCGCCGAGUUCGUCGCGAGCGCUCCUGCUUCGUCCGCAUCGCCCCAUGGCAUCUCCUCGACCGCUUUCAGCCAAAACUACUUCAAAACAUUCUUCGAGGAGGAGCGCGAGCUUGGUAGGGGUGGGAAGGGUGUCGUGCUUUUGGUCAAACAUGUACUGGAUGGUGUUUCCCUUGGGCAAUUCGCGUGUAAGCGCGUACCCGUGGGCGACGAUCACGAGUGGUUAAAGAAGGUUUUGGUCGAAGUCCAGCUCCUCCAGAACCUCUCCCACCAGAACCUCGUUUCAUACAGACAUGUUUGGCUGGAAGACUACCAAAUCAACUCAUUUAGUCCCAGCGUUCCUUGCGCCUUCAUCCUUCAACAGUAUUGCAACGCUGGUGAUCUUCAUCAUUAUGUCCUCAAUCCGGCAAAGGAGUCCAUAACCGCGCAACAACUCAAAGACCGAAUGCGACGUAGGUCGAAAGGACAAGCCGAGCGGCCUCUCCAUCUCAAUGAACCCCGGCGUAUGCAAUUUGAGGAAAUCUUCUCAUUCUUUAAAGACAUCACCGCAGGUUUACAUCACCUGCAUGCGAAUGGAUACAUCCACCGUGAUCUGAAGCCUCACAACUGCCUCCUACACACCGUGGGAGGCAAAACGAGAGUACUUGUCAGCGAUUUCGGCGAGGUUCAAGUCGUGAACGUUGCGCGAAACUCAACAGGCUCCACUGGAACAAUCUCAUAUUGUGCGCCGGAAGUUCUUCGACGGGAAACCACUGGGGCGUUCGGCAACUUCACGACCAAAUCGGAUGUCUUUUCGCUAGGCAUGAUCGUCUACUUUAUGUGUUUCGGAGGCCUCCCUUACAAGAACGCCGAUGACUUGCACGAAGAAAAUGAGGAUUUGGAUCAGCUAAGGGCGGAGAUUUCGCAGUGGAUUGGGUUCGAAGAUGCGCGCCGAGUCCGAUCGGACCUCCCCGACAAGCUGUACUGGUUCCUAAAGCGGCUACUUUCGAUGGACCCGAACGAGCGACCGACUACUGAGCAGAUCCUGCAGGGCAUCGGGGCAGCGUCUGGCCUGGAAGAGGUCAAUGGGUUCGGAUCAGCAUCCAUUUUUGAGGAUAUCCGUCCCCGGAUUUCCCCAGCAGACUCGCCUUCCCCAGGGCCGGGGAUGAUGGGGGCUAGAAAGCAGUCGACAGGGCUUAUCCGCCCUCCAACCCUCCGACCACGGCAAGCAACUGCUGAAGAGUAUAGGUCGCCCAGUCCGCCGGUCAGCAGAAAACCUGCCCUCAGCCGGUCUUCAACUCCCCCGGAGUCGACAGUCGUGUUGCGGGCGAGAAAGGUUGAGCAUCACUCGCCGUCCCCGCCUCCGGAGGCACUGAGUCCGACACCACGUCUUGCGCUGCCUCCGCCUUCAACAUUGUCCUUACGACUGCACCAUAUUUUCUCAAGUCCCCUCACCAUAGGCGCUGGCAAACUCGCGAUAUUCCUCGUAAAAGUGCUUUCAGUUUCCCGGCCAUGUUCCCCCUUCGCCGCAAACCCAUGGGUUGCAUACCCUCUCCUUACCCUUGCAGCGUUUGAUUUUGCGCUGGUGGGGUUUUCGCCAGCAGGCUUCCACGCAGGAUGGGUCCUCUCGCUCGUGCUCAUGACUAUCCACUUUUUAGUGACUGGGGCGGCCUUGCGGUGGGAUGGCCUGUGUUUGCAAAAAUUGCCGGUCUGGCAAGAUUUUUCUUCUUGAUGGGCAUCCUUGAGCGCGAAUUUCCGCUGCCCAGGCGCUCCCGCCAACUAGGAGUUUUUUCUCUUUGCGGCGUUGUAGAUUAGCUCGCAUUAGUAAUCGAAAGAUCGAC
Molecule: messenger RNA, 2337 nt
Organism: Aplosporella prunicola CBS 121167
Lineage: Eukaryota; Fungi; Ascomycota; Dothideomycetes; Botryosphaeriales; Aplosporellaceae
Exons: 2
Coding region: 141-2228 (695 amino acids)
Biological process (GO): protein phosphorylation
Molecular function (GO): ATP binding; protein kinase activity
Source: RefSeq, a predicted model, not a curated record